Messenger RNA from Helicoverpa armigera (cotton bollworm), 949 nucleotides. RefSeq names its product mRNA turnover protein 4 homolog (gene RpLP0-like). Gene Ontology annotation, cellular component: preribosome, large subunit precursor; nucleolus. The record is from RefSeq and is a predicted model, not a curated record. The coding region runs from base 174 to 908 and encodes 244 amino acids. Gene Ontology annotation, molecular function: RNA binding. The transcript is spliced from 4 exons. Gene Ontology annotation, biological process: ribosomal large subunit assembly; rRNA processing; nuclear-transcribed mRNA catabolic process. NCBI's taxonomy places the organism in Eukaryota, Metazoa, Arthropoda, Insecta, Lepidoptera, Noctuidae.
CAUUUGUCGAGCGAGCAUGUUUCUUUUCUGAGGCAUGUUUGCUUCUUUCAUAGAAUUUUGAGGUUAGAUUGUAUGUGUUCGAUCUAAUCAUUAAAACCAUCUUUUAGUUAAUAGAUCAUUUAAGAAGUAUCUAGCAUUAUAUAAUAAACGUGCAGUAAAUAUUACAAACAAAAAUGCCGAAAUCAAAAAGGGAUAAGAAAGUUUCACUAACAAAAACAAACAAAAAAGGAUUAUUGUUAAAACAGAAAAUAAUAGAAGAAAUAAGGAAUUCUCUGUCUAAAUAUGAACAUAUAUUUCUGUUUACUGUUGAUAACAUGCGCAACACAAAGUUAAAAGACUUGCGCAAUGAGUGGAAAGACUCAAGAUUCUUCUUUGGUAAAAAUAAAGUCAUGGCUGUGGCACUUGGAAGAACUAAAAGUGAUGAAGCAGAAGACCAAUUGAACCUGUUGUCCAAGAGACUUAAGGGUCAAUGUGGUUUAUUGAUGACAAAUAAGGAUGUACCUGAAGUUCUGCAAUGGUUCAAAGACUUCCGUGAUGCUGAAUAUGCACGUGCAGGGUUUGUCGCUACAAAAGAUGUUAUUCUCCCACAAGGCCCUCUUGCUGACUUCUCACACACAAUAGAACCGCACUUAAGACGACUUGGGCUACCUACGUCACUAGAAAGAGGUGUUAUAAACCUCAUUAAAGAAUAUCAGGUUUGUAAAAAAGGAGUUCCUCUAACACCAGAGCAAGCAAGUAUAUUAAAACUUUUGGGGAUACAAAUGGCGAAGUUUAAAGUUGUGAUAAAGUGCCACUGGACUAAAGGCAAAGGAUUCCAUAAAGAUUUAGAUGUAGCCAGUGACGAUGAUGAUGAAGAUGAUGAUGAGGAUGCUGAGGAUGGAGAUGCCAUGGAGGAGGAUGAAACAUAGCAAAGGAGUUCUGUAAAAGAAUUAUAUUGUUUUACAUACUA